AUGGAGAACAGUCGUGUCAAUUUGAGCUCCGCAAAUUCAAGCCAAAUUCUGGCAAAUUCAUUGUUGGAUUUUAUGGAUGAAAGUGUUAAGAUACCUACAAAUAAUAUGGAAAGUAAAGUACUUUCAUCUCUUGUUUUUAUUGACGAAAGCGGUUACUGUUGGAAAGGCAAUUUAGCUCAACUAAAGAGUUUCGUACAAAAUGACUUAAAGUUAGUCGGCAAAUGGUCAUCGCCUGGCGGUGAAACGAAGCUAUUUAAGAACACCGAGAUUGUCAUUAAAUGGACUGGGCAAACGCGAAAGAUGCUGAUAAUUGAAAAAGACAGCGAAGUAAAUCUAAAAUGUUUAUGCAAUGGUGAUUUGAUUUGCUUAGAUACAGCAACGGUGUGUAAAGAGUCGAUUGAUAACAAAGCUAAACAAUCUGUAGCGGCCGACUCCGAAUUUUCAACUAUAUGGGCGGCAAUAAAUAGGAUUCAAGACGUGACGGCCAAAUUGGAUGAAGUAACAUUAGCCCACGACAACACACUUAUAAGAAUAGAAGCUGAGGUAUGUAAAGCACAAUCUAAUUACAAAAGGAAAAUUGAAAAUUUAAAUAAUAAAUGUCAUGAUUUAUUACUUAAACUUGAAUGUAACAAGGCACUCGAAGAUAAAGUAAAUAAACUUGAAGUUUUGGUCGGCAAUCUUAAAGCAGACAUACAGGAUCUAUGA
Molecule: messenger RNA, 705 nt
Organism: Paramuricea clavata
Lineage: Eukaryota; Metazoa; Cnidaria; Anthozoa; Malacalcyonacea; Plexauridae
Source: the annotation of a GenBank genome assembly